AUGAUGAAGAAAGCUUUAAUGUUUCUGUCACUAUUUGUUCUUUUUGCAUUACCAUUAUGCGGCCAUGCGAAGGAAUUCCAGAAGACAUGUUCGAACCUUCCUCCACUGAUCUCAUCUCACAGCUUCCGAUACGCAAUCUCCACAAACGACUCUCUCCGAGCCGAAUCAAUGACGGCUCACUACAGCCACGUUCAUGAUCAUCAUCGCCAUCAUGAACCGGGUUGGGCCGACCCGCUUCCGAGACCUAGAAAGAUGAUCGAAGAAUACAGAAAGAUCCAGAAGGACGGCGAAUAUUCCCUUCCCAAAGGUGUUCUCAAACCAGUGUCGCUUCACGACGUGAAGUUGAACCCAGAUUCACAUCAUCACACUGCUCAGAACACCAAUCUUGAGUAUAUUUUGAUGCUUGACGUGGACAGAUUGCUGUGGAGCUUCAGAAAAACUGCUGGUUUGCCCACUGUUGGUGAUCCUUAUGGAGGCUGGGAGGCUCCGUAUAUUGAGCUUCGGGGUCAUUUUGUUGGUCAUUAUUUGAGUGCGACGGCGCAUAUGUGGGCGAGCACUCACAAUGAAGCAGUGAAGGAGAAUAUGGAUGCGCUUGUUGGGAAUCUUUCUCUGUGUCAGAAGAAAAUGAACACAGGAUAUCUCUCUGCUUUUCCAACCGACUUGUUCGAUCGUGUUGAGGCUCUCGAAUUUGCGUGGGCUCCUUACUACACUGUUCACAAGACAAUGGCGGGGCUGUUGGAUCAAUACACGUUUGGGGAGAACGAGGAGGCUCUGAGGAUGGUGACGUGGAUGGCGGAUUACUUCUACGACAGAGUGGUGAAGUUUGUGGAGAAGCACACACUGCCAAGGUUCUACGAAGUACUCAACUUUGAAUAUGGAGGGAUGAACGAUGUGCUUUACAGGAUUUACAACUUCACUGGCAAAUCUAAGUAUCGCACCUUGGCUCACUUGUUUGACAAGCCUUGCUUUUUUGGCCCACUCGCAACUAAGUCGGAUGAGCUGCCGGGUCUUCAUGCUAAUACUCACUUGGCUAUCGUUAUUGGAGGUCAAAUGCGGUACGAGCUUGUGGGUGACCCGCUUUAUAAGGAAUUGACCACAUAUUUUUUGGACCUUGUUAACUCUUCACACGCAUUUGCAACUGGAGGCACAUCUCAGUCUGAGCAUUGGCAAAAUCCAGACAGAAUAGGUGACCUUCUGAAAUCUGACACCGAAGAGUCAUGUUCAUCUUACAACAUGUUGAAGGUUGCUCGCAAUCUAUAUAGAUGGACAAGAGAUGCAUCAUAUGCAGAUUAUUAUGAGAGAACACUAACAAAUGGAGUGUUGAGCAUACAAAGGGGGACAGAACCUGGGGUUAUGAUCUACAUGUUCCCACAAGGUCGUGGUGUUUCUAAGGCUGUUUCUCCUCAUGGUUGGGGUCUUAAGUUUGACUCGUUUUGGUGUUGCUAUGGAACUGGCAUCGAAUCUUUCUCUAAGUUAGGAGAUUCUAUUUAUUUCGAAGAGGACGAUGUCGUAGCCAACAAAGAUCCUUCUCUUUAUAUUGCUCAGUACAUCUCAAGUACUUUCAAUUGGAAAGCUGCUAACUUUCUCCUCAAUAUGACUGUCUCUACUUAUUCUUCUUAUGAUCCUUUUGUUCGUGUUACCUUCACAUUUUCUCCACACCAGGGAGAAGGCCGCUCUUCUACAUUAAACCUUCGUGUGCCGACAUGGACGAACGUGAAUGACACCAAUGCUUUACUCAACAACAAGCCUUUGAAACAGCGUGUUAAUGGAGGGUCAUAUUUGACAAUAACAAGAAGGUGGAGCGCCAGUGACAAUCUCACCCUCAUCUUCCCAAUCACCCCAAGAUUGGAACGCAUAAAAGAUAACAGGCCGGAAUAUGACAAUGUUCAUGCGAUCCUAUACGGACCAUUCCUUCUCGUGAGUCACACUGUCGGGAAUGAAUGGGAACUCCAAGUUUCUGAUCUGAACAAGAAACCAGAAGAUUACUUGACUGCAAUCCCAGCCUCUAACCAUAGCCAUCUCUUCACAUUCUCUCAAGACCUUGAAACCUCAAGCUUCGUGUUGACCAACCUUAACGUCACCGACAACAAGACACUGACCACGGAGAAAUUACCUCAGAUUGGCACCAUCAGAGCCACCCAUGCAACAUUUAACCUUGUCUUGCUUGAUAAUGAUGAUGAUGAUGAUGAUAAUAAAGCCCCAUUAUUAAUUCAAGGUAUUAAUGAUGUUCUUGACAAGCGUGUCUUGCUCGAACCGGUUCAUCUUCCUGGGAGACACUUGAUGCAUCAAGGAGCAGAAAAACCUUUGCUGCUCUCGAACACUUCUGCUAAUGGUUCAGAUUAUCAGUCUUCACAGUUCAGAGUGGUUCAUGGGUUAGAUGGAAGAAACGGCAGCGUUUCGAUUGAAUCAGUGAGCAAUAAGGGUUGUUUCUUGUACAGUGGUGUGGAUUAUAGUGAAGGUGAAGAAGUGAAGCUGAAGUGCAAGUCUGGUUCAUCUGAUAUUAAUGGUACAGCAACGUUGUUCAACAAGGCUGUCUCUUUUGUGGCCGGAAAGGGACUUAAAGAGUAUCAUCCAAUUAGCUUCAUUGCUAAGGGGUUAAGUAGGAGUUAUCUCAUGGAGCCCAUUCACUCCUUCGCAGAUGAUAUUUACACCGCUUACCUUGAUAUUCAUGCUUGAUUGAUUUUUUUUUUUUUGG
Messenger RNA from Prosopis cineraria, 2695 nucleotides. RefSeq lists its product as uncharacterized. Gene Ontology annotation, biological process: L-arabinose metabolic process. The transcript has 10 exons. Bases 1 to 2676 code for a protein of 891 amino acids. The record is from RefSeq and is a predicted model, not a curated record. Gene Ontology annotation, molecular function: alpha-L-arabinofuranosidase activity. NCBI's taxonomy places the organism in Eukaryota, Viridiplantae, Streptophyta, Magnoliopsida, Fabales, Fabaceae.